AAUAGUGAUGCGAAUAUAAAAUCCCGGAGACAACAACUCUUACUCGGUAUGGACAAGGCUUAUCUUCAGAUUAUCAACCGAUAGGGCUGCGUCAACCGAAGUUCAAAUAAGUUGAAGCUCUCACAUCGUAAUAUGAAGAAUUACACGACGCAAGAAACUCCUGUUAUAGAUGAGAGGUCUAGACGCCUUAAGAGCAUCAGUAGUAGGCCUGAUAAUCUUGAAGAGAAGUUUCUAGAACAGCCUUCUCACCAGAAAAGGUAUGCUGAUAGUGUUUCUCUACCAAAGCUCAAAAAUCCCCCACAGGAUAAAAGUAAGAAUGAAGAAUUCAAAACGAAACUGGUACUUGACUCAGAAGAUCUUGAAGAGAAGCUACUACCUAGGAAGCCUAAGAAGAAGACCAAGAAGAGAAAGCGUAUUGGGUCUAAAGAUAAACCAAAGUAUCUACAGCCUAUCAAUAGGGAUGUCCACCAUGCUCCCAUGGCGACACCUCCAGAGACGAAGUUCUACUCUCAGCAGAAGAAACCCAGAGAGAAGAAGAAAACUCAAGAGCAGAUUGAGCGUGAUGAAUUUGUAGAAGCUUUUCUUGAGAAAAAUUCCCAUGUUAUGCAUGUAAAGUCUCAACAAUAUGGCCUCAAGCCUAAGAAAGAGAAAUUUAAACAGUUCAAUUUGAAGACCGAUGGAAGAGCCAAUGAGCAAGAUAAGGCUGGGAAAUUGAGCAAGAAUCAGACAAAAUCAGUCCCAAUUGGCAUUAAGACUAGAUUUGGCCAAGAAGAGAAGAAGGAUAAAGCGACUGAGAAAUCAUCAAAACGUAAAGCCAAAGGCCUCGAGAUGGCAAAAGCAGUUACAGAACCUCCUAAGCCAGAACCGUUCUUGGACUUUGAGAAAUAUCUUGACAUCGAGGAUAACUUCAUGAUCGAGUCUGAACUUACCAAAGAUCAAGUCACAGAAUGGAGAGCGCUCAAAGAUCAAGAUGAUAGUGAAGAUUUUUGUGGGAAUGAGGAUAAAUUAGAAAAGAAAUUCCGGUAUUGUUAUAAAGACUUAAAUAAAAAGAAGUCCACCAAGCUUAUACAGGAGCCUAGCUUGAUUUCUAUCGAAGCUAUUGUCCAGAACCACCCAGCUCUUAGAUUCCUAAACCAUGAUUUGCUCGUGAAUAUCCUUAAAGAAAGAGAUAUUGAGUGAUUCAAGAUGAAGAAGCAGAUUAUUACCAGUAAAUCCAAAGCUGAUCGCAUCUAUUUUGUCCUGUUUGGCCUCAUAAGGCUAAAAGAGGUAUCUAAAGAGGAAUAUUACGGAAUAUGCAAAGUAGGAUGGCCCAUAGGGGAAGAAUUGCUUCUCAACUCUGGCUCUGAAUACACAGAUACAGCUCAAGCAGGCAAUGAAGUAGGAAUUAUCUAUAUUACUCUCUCUGAGUUUGAUGAAAUCCAAAAAGGAACUGAUAAAUCUGAGUACUCAAGAUUCUUAAGGAGACUUCAAAAGUUCAGUUUCCUGAAGAAGCUUAUGCGAAGAGUUAACCUUAAAAAAGAGGAGUAA
Molecule: messenger RNA, 1527 nt
Organism: Moneuplotes crassus
Lineage: Eukaryota; Ciliophora; Spirotrichea; Euplotida; Euplotidae
Source: the annotation of a GenBank genome assembly